AUGGACGAUCCCCUUCGGCCCAACAAAGCAGACUAUGAUCGAGUCCUCUUUCAAAGAUUUCAGGCAUGGUCCUCCUAUCUCGAAUUCCCGGACGCAUCUUCCCUCCUCCCGUGGGAAUGUUUCAAUCUGAAGGGGCUUCUCCAGCGAAUGCCUUCUUUCCUCGGAUGCAGCCUGCUCUUCGAGGAUGCUCGGAUUCCGUUGAGCUUAGUGGAAAAGGGAUCCAGGGAAGGCCAGUACGGUUUAAUCUCCAGCUGUCGCUCGAUAUGGCGAACUACCGCAAGCCCCGAACAAUGUUCCUUGAAACCAAAGGCCCUGCCCACCCAGCUUGUAGUAGGCGUGCAGAGCUCGCUUUCCGUGUAUCUUUCCGACUCGGCACCUUUGACGGAGUGGCCGGGUACUCGGGGCAUCUCGGGCCAGGACGAAGGCAACUACCUUGCCGUCUUGUUCCUGGCUUGGGCUUAUAUCCUUUCAGCACGAUGGGCAGAGCUAAUGGAGAGGGUGCCUGGUUGCAGAACGGAAGACUGUCAGCUUGAUGGGAAACCGAACGAUCAAUAUGCCGCCGUCAUCGGGUUGGGAUACCCUGCCGACUCAGACGAGGCAGGGUGGUGGGCGGCCAUACUGUCUGGUUCCCAUCAUUCCGGAACAGUAGAGCACAACCAGCGAACCUAUCUAUCCCCAUGGUCCGUCCGCAUUGCAGAAACAUCCCGCAUUGCUGUUGCGGAUUAUUGCCCCUCCGUGGCUGGGAUUGAACGGCCGCCACCACCGUCUUCCUGCACGGCGCUAGGGUAUCUCUCACGGCUCUGUGCCCGCCACCGCCUGUACGGCCAAUGCUCGGCUGCGCUAGCAGCGGUGCUCUAUGUUCCUUUUCUUCGGGGGAAGGCAAUCUCACUCCCAGUGCCCCGACAAGUCCUCCAGCCACAGGCAAAGCCCACACAACCGAUCGACAAGGACCUCCUCAUUGCAGAGCAUGGAAGAUUGCUUCCGUAUUACAUGACGUUGAGCACCAAUGUGUGGGGCAUGCGCUCGCUGCUGUGCAGCACUUUUUUCAAUGCGGAUAUUGCAUGCAAUCUCGUCAUCAUCGAUCCGCUCCUUCAAGCGAAUGACAUGCCGGCACUCGUGAGGAUCUUCGCACGUCGAGCACCUAGACUGGGGAGCUUAUGGCUUGGUGCUGUCAUCGUGGACAUGGCCAAGUCCACGUUACGGGAUGUUCGCAAUGGGUUGACAGCACUUGACCUUAGCGCCGCUGCAUGGACAGGAACGGACCAGUCCUACAUUACAUUGAAAUCAAGGCCUAGCGACGGAACCACGAUUCGCCGCGAGGAUGAGUGUCGUCUGCUCUUCCUUACGGGUUGCGACGGAUUCACUCGAGCUCCCAUCUAUCCGUGGAAGCCAUUCGGCACUACACUGCUGUGUGACACCGAACCUCAGGUCCAGCAACAUGCAGACUGCGGGUGCCAUGGGCUUGUUCCUGACGAGUACAGCAAUGCUCUAGAUACACAUGAUGGACACGAACAACAAGAACAGCAGCAGCAGCAGCACGCUUUCACAACAAUGCAAGAAAUUGAUCAAUACUCCUCCGAGUCCCUAUCCGAAGCCGCUACCCGCGGAAUAUUCAAUUGGCUAAGAUCAACAGGGUACCCCGCAGAUGAGAAGCCCAUAUACCAGCACUCCUGGAUUGACCUUGAAAGCUCCGACGAGGAGGGCGACGAUGAAGCCGGGGCCGAAAUCGACUCUGACAGUGUCGGAGAAUAG
Messenger RNA from Aspergillus uvarum CBS 121591, 1752 nucleotides. RefSeq lists its product as uncharacterized. NCBI's taxonomy places the organism in Eukaryota, Fungi, Ascomycota, Eurotiomycetes, Eurotiales, Aspergillaceae. Bases 1 to 1752 code for a protein of 583 amino acids. The transcript is spliced from 3 exons. The record is from RefSeq and is a predicted model, not a curated record.